AUGAAAUCGAUUUCUGGUAGCGUAGUAGGCGGUACAAAAGAGACGCAAGAAAUGCUAGACUUCUGUGCUGCUCACAAAAUAUAUCCCAACAUUGAAAUAAUACCAAUUCAGUAUGUGAAUGAAGCAAUUGAGAGGCUUAUAAAGAAGGAUGUGAAAUACCGGUUUGUGGUAUACAUUGAAAACUCCCUCAAAUGA
Molecule: messenger RNA, 195 nt
Organism: Prunus armeniaca (apricot)
Lineage: Eukaryota; Viridiplantae; Streptophyta; Magnoliopsida; Rosales; Rosaceae
Source: the annotation of a GenBank genome assembly